Pipistrellus nathusii (Nathusius's pipistrelle) is the source of this 786-nucleotide messenger RNA. NCBI's taxonomy places the organism in Eukaryota, Metazoa, Chordata, Mammalia, Chiroptera, Vespertilionidae. The record is from the annotation of a GenBank genome assembly.
AUGUCCACCUCCAUGGGAGGCCCUGCCCUGCUGUGGACAGCAUUGCUGCUCUUUUCUCCAGAUGGCAUGCCAGCAGCCGCCUGGAAAUCUACAUUGUCCUUGAAUCCACCAUGGAACAGAAUAUUUCAAGGAGAGAAUGUGACUCUUAGAUGUAACGGGAACAAUUCCCUGGAAGUUAACUCCACGAAGUGGAUCCACAACAAGACCAUGCUAGCAGUGACAGCUCCAAGGUUGGACAUUGUGCAUGCCACAUUCCAGGACGGCGGGGAAUACAGAUGUCAGAGCAAAAACCUUAUCCCAAGUCAACCGGUGUAUCUAGAAGUCUUCAGCGAUUGGCUGCUGCUUCAGUCCUCUUCUGAGGUGGUACAGGAGGGUGAGUCCUUCCUCAUCAGGUGCCAUGGUUGGAAGAAUAGAAAUGUCUUCAAGGUGAUUUACUACAAGGAUGGCAUAGCACUGAAGUACUGGUAUGAGAACUACAACUACUCCAUUACCAAUGCCACCACAAAAGAUAGCGGCAACUAUCACUGCACGGGCAAAAUUUGGCAGAUAAACCAUACCUCGGAAUCCCUCAAGAUAACUGUAAAAAAAGAUUCCUUUCACCAAAGCAGCAACUACUCAUGGCAACUCCUUAUCCCACUUUUGGUAGCCAUCCUGUUUGCUGUGGACACAGCACUGUUCAUCUCAACCCAGAAGCAGUUUGCAUUCAUCUUGAAGAUCAAGAGCACCAGGAAAGGCAACAAACGUAUGGACCCACAGCCGCAGCCCAAGCCAACGCCCCCGAAGUGA